UGCGCCUCCUCCUCGCCGCCGGUUCCGCCCCUCUCUCGCCUCGCCUCGGCCCUCCAUCCCCCCGCCUCCUCCGCGGGUCGCAGGGUGUCGCGCUUGGACGAAGGGCAGCUUUUCACAGCAUGACUUAAAAGUGGAAAUGAGUGCACAUCCCAAAAACGAUUGCUUGAUUUGCAGUUCUUGGAGCUGUGCACUACUAUUUUGUCCAAUUUCACUACAUCUGCCUCUUGUUUGAGAGCGGCUGCUCGCCAUGCGGACGAGGCUGACGGAGAGUGAAGAGGAGUGCCCUUGGAGCCUAGAAGGGUAGUAUUAGUAGAAGCCUAGGUAGGGUGAGGACUGGAAUGAGGAGGAAGAAGAGGAGGCGAGGCAAAUUAGGGGUUCUCCAAAUCGAGUCAUUAGUGCUAAAAUUGACAGCCUGUGCUUUAUCGCCACAACUGUGGGGAUCCGUUGAGCAAUUAUCACGUUCCAAAUUCACUCAGUCUUUUGAAGGUUUGACAAUUCCGAUAUUCUCAAUAGCACAUCGAAGUGCAAGAUGCCAAAAAUAAAGAGCCUGUCUAAUGCUUGUAAAGUAUCAUUUUCUCCGGAUGGGCCCAUAUCCGAUGAAGCACUUGAGAGAGUUCGUGCAUUGUUAGAUGAGAUAAGACCUAUAGAUGUUGGCCUAGACAAUGAAGCACAGAUUGCUCGUAAUUGGAAUAAUUCAACGCGUCAACCAAAUGGAAGAAGAGGACGUAAUGGGGCUAACCAGUUCACAUCUCCAAUCAAAUAUUUACACAUUCAUGAAAGUGAAAGUUUCUCUAUGGGUAUAUUUUGUAUGCCGCCGUCAUCAGUUAUUCCACUUCACAAUCACCCAGGAAUGACAGUUCUGAGCAAGCUUCUCUAUGGCACACUGCAUGCUGAAUCUUAUGAUUGGAUUGAUGUAACUGAUCCAACCGAUCAAUUACAGGAACUUUCAGUGAGACCAGCAAGGCUUGUCAGAGACCGUGAAAUGUCUGCUCCAGAGACCACCAUUCUUUAUCCCAAUAGAGGUGGUAACAUCCACACUUUCAGAGCGAUCACACCUUGUGCUCUCUUUGAUGUCCUUUCUCCUCCUUAUUCUGCUGAGAAGGGGAGGGACUGUUCAUACUUCCGGAAGUCUUCAGUAAGGGAAACACCACCUGUUGUUUUGCCUGGUGAAAUAAAUAGCGCAGAAGUAAUUUGGUUGGAGGAAUUGGAGGACCAUCAACCUCCAGAGGGCUUUGUUGUCGCGAGAGGUUUGUAUAAAGGCCCUGUAAUAAGGAGAUAGUUAGGUUCGAAGCACGUCUGUCCACGAAUCACGAACCAGUUGACGAUGCAGCUAGGUUCCUAGCUAGUAUCUGUGUCAUGUGGGUUAGUAUAGAGCAAUGCAUCGUUGAGUCACUCAUCUGCAACCUGCGAUUUACUCUGUACAUGUCAAUGCAAAGUGAUCUGGUGAAGAUUUAACUGCCAGGUUACAAAACAAGAACGAAAAACUUUUAUGGUUGACAGCCAGAUGUUGUUCUAUAACAUAGUUGAGUGGCCCCCCCUAUCAGCUGGAGGUUGUUACUUUUUUUUGUGUCGACUUGCAGAGCGCCUUGUCAUGCUGUAUUAGGUAACCUCAACGGCAGAACCUUUUCACCUAUUGAUGAUUUCAGAAAUUGAGUUGGUGUGUGAUAUUUGUCUUAUCA
This is a messenger RNA of Oryza sativa Japonica Group (Japanese rice), 1679 nucleotides long. Lineage: Eukaryota; Viridiplantae; Streptophyta; Magnoliopsida; Poales; Poaceae. The record is from RefSeq and is a predicted model, not a curated record.